AUGUCGAGAGGUUGCGGGGUGGUGUGCGGGGUGGUGGUGGUCGAAGAGCGGGACGCGCGGGGGUCUUCGUUGGGCCGCAGCCGCCGGACGGGGACGCUCGUACACGCUACGCCACGCGGAACCGGCGGCGGCGGCGGCAGUGUAGCGGUUGAUUUGGUGGGAGACGCGGGUACCGAGACAUACAUGUUUCAGAGGGGGAGAUGCAAGCUGUUUCGGUCCUUCGUCCACCAUGGGAAGCUCACCGUGUGCACGGCGGGCAUGAGGCAUCAGAUCAUGUUAAGCGAGGCAGACCCGGUCCAGCUUGGCGAGCUUUGCGACACCCUCGUGGGAGAGAACAGCAGCAGUCACACAAGCAACACCACCACCAACAGCCGCAGGAGCCCCGGUUCCUCAACAGCAAGCACCACGGCUGUCCGCGCGCGAGCCCAGUCGCAGCCCCGAUCCCACCGCGCGCCCGGCGCCACCGGCGGAUGCACCAGGCGGAGACCACCGACAGCGGUGGUUCCGGGGAGGGGGGGUACAUCCGCGGGGCCCCUCGCCCCUCGCAGCGUCAACGCUAAUGUGCGCAGUCCGACCGGGCAGGAAAGAGGCGGGGAUAGCGUCCACCAGAGGGGGGACAAGAAGGGGCGGAGGAUGAGGCUCCCGGCGGACAGGCCGCCGGAGGCGGCGGAAGAGGGGGGGGUGGCACGAAAGAGCACGAGGAAGGCGAGCCCAAAGAAGAGCGUGGAGGAAAGGGGGCCGCCGAGAGAGGUCGCCCUGUCGGAGGACCAGCAGAGAGCCGUGGACCUCGUUGUCGGCGGCAGGAGCGUCUUUUUCACCGCCAGCACCUUUCGGGGGUUAUGCUUGGCGUGUCAGCCCGGGGCACACAGAAAGGAGGAAAAAUGGGAACCUUUGUGGUAG
Messenger RNA from Ectocarpus siliculosus, 900 nucleotides. The record is from the annotation of a GenBank genome assembly. Lineage: Eukaryota; Phaeophyceae; Ectocarpales; Ectocarpaceae.